Tilletiaria anomala UBC 951 is the source of this 1939-nucleotide messenger RNA. RefSeq lists its product as uncharacterized. The transcript is spliced from 2 exons. The record is from RefSeq and is a predicted model, not a curated record. NCBI's taxonomy places the organism in Eukaryota, Fungi, Basidiomycota, Exobasidiomycetes, Georgefischeriales, Tilletiariaceae. The annotation marks the transcript as partial.
UCAGCAUUAGCAUCAGAAUCAUCAUAGAGCAGUGCCCUGAUCAACGUCCAUACAUCGCACCAGUGGCAAAAGCACGUGUGUGUGCGUGGGUGUGUGAGAGAGUGUUUGUGUGCGUGUGUGCGAGUGGCAGGGCGUGCCACAGCUGAGAGCGAGCACCGAGCAGCCAGCCAGUUCCCGGGGUUUUGUAUAGGACUCGAGGCCCACUUGCACAGAACAGGCUCGCCACGUCUCCGUCUCUGCUCAUCACCAGGCCCUAGCCAGCGCAGCAGGCAGGCAGGCUAUACUAUAGCCCCUGCUGACUGCUGGACAAUUCCCCCGACCUACGCGGGCAGAAUGUCUCCCAUCGAUGGGCGCGAGUCGCCGCGCGACAGGCGCACCAUCAGCCCGUCCUUCUCUCGACGCAGCAUCAACACCAGCAGUAGCAGCGGCAGCAACCGCCAUGACGACCACCAGGGCAGCGCUGCAAGUUCGCGGCACAUGGACACUUGGUCGCGUUCUCAUGCCGAGCGCGGCAUAGAAGACACUAGGUAUGAACAGCGCAUCGCACCUUCCUACGAACACGUCAACGAGCGCAGAACAGACCCAAGUCGACAACGCGACGAGCACAACAGACAGAGCCGAAGAAUGUCGUCUGAGUCUGAGACGGCCGAGGCAGCUGCUAUGGACGCUCGCAGCCCGACUAGGCCGAGCAUGUCCAUCUCCAGCAUCCUCAACGACGAUGACGGUCCCGCGCAACGCCGCGAAAAGGCGCGGCCUUCUCCGCUCUCACCGCAUAGCGUUACCGCUCCGAUUGCAGCGCCUGUGCUGCGGACACCUUCGACGUCCACCCCACUUCCUCCGCCCGUGACGACCGGCACGCAGCUCCCGGCGCCGAUCGGUUACGGCAGCAGCGCGUCGCCAUCUGCGCCUGCUUCCAGCAACGGGCUCUGGCCGCCGCCAGUGCGCUCCGUUGAGUUUGAUCGCCUGACGCCGGCGCAGCAGGCGGCCAUCGUGCAUGCGUCGGGUCGUCGCAAGACGAAUGCGUACAAUACCGACGCCGACUACGACCCGGCUUACGAGGCGGACCAGGACGUGCUGUUCGGCGGCUGCGAACGUGCGCUCGCGCGCAUCAAGGCCAACCCCGAGCUCUUCGAUCCCAGGCGCGACGAGGCCAUCCGCAAGGCCAUGGCUAUCCGCGACGGCUCGCAGCACCAGCCGCAGAGCAACGGCCAUGGCCAUCACGUGCCGAUCGAAGUCGAUGAAGGUGGGUCAGUGCACGGCGGGCGAACAUCAGCGCAGCCGGCCAAGCAACCGCAUGCAGCUCCACACGAUGACGGAGACAACGCCCCUUUGGCGGAGAGUGAGGAGGCGCCGCUCGUCAAGUCGGGCAAGAAGCGCAAGGCACCUGCCGCUGGUUCCAGCAGCACGGCGCAGGCCAACGGCAACAGCAAGAACACGAGCCCGCGCCGUGCUCGCAACUCGGCUGGACGCAACUCAAGCGACGAAGAGUGGCAGCCGAUGCGCAACAGCAAGGGCAAGCGCACCAGCAAGGGUGGCGCAGCUGCAGCUGCAGGAGCCAAAGACACCGGUAGCGGCAGCAAGCCCAUCUCCGCCGGAGCUACAGCAGCUGCUGCCGAGUCGCAAACAGCGGUAGGUUCUUCUAAAGACAAGGACGAGCAGCCAGCGAAGCGCAAAAAGUUACGCAUCGUUAAGAAUAAGGAUGACUCGGACCUCGAGACGGACGAGAAUGUGCCACUGUGGGCGCCUGCGUUGGAGCGCUACCGCGAGGAGGCGUACAAGCGUCGCGAGGCGCUCGAUCUCGCGUACGGCCUCAUGGAGGACGAGCAGGACGAGCGCGUCGCCAAGACGAUCGCACGCGGCUACAUGUUGCGCUACGACGCCAUCUUGCACGAGGAGGCCAAGGCGGAGGCGGAGCGCGCGCGCCUGCGCGAGGUGCAGC